AUGAAUAGCUUGUCCGAUUCCUCAACUACUCCGCUAACUGACUACAGUGAUUGUGACAAAUUUGGGAGUGAUGUUGAAGAUGGAGGAAACCCUUCGAUUUCAACAGAAGCAAAGUGCCUUAACAUGCCCUCAAAACCUUGUACGGUGGACGAGGAUUCGCACUUUCUGCCCACAUUUGAUAGAAGUGAGAAGCAAACUAGAAGACGGGGCAUCCGCUACCCCACCAGAGCCUUUGAAGAGGGUGGCGACUUCUACUUCUCAAAAAUUAAAACCUUCGAUCAAGAUGAGCUUAUCAACUCUAUGUCUAGUCGCAAAAAGGAAAGGAGAGAAGAACGUCGUACGAAAAGGCUGGCAAAUCUAGGCAUAUUUGUUGGAAAGUCUUCUUUGAAGUUGCUGAAGAAGGCGCAGCAUUUUGACGAAUACGCGUCAAAUUUGGAGUUAGAAAAUCAAGAAAAAGCUGUGGAGUUGAAACAGCGCAGGGCUUGGCAGUUGGCUCAUUUAAAAGCUCAAGGUGUCAAAGUAAAAACUGAUUUGUCAAAGAUACAAAGAUCGGCCCGUAGGGCUAGAAAACUGAAGCAGAAGAGUUCAAGCAGGUGGCAGGAACGCAGUAGAAAGGUUCAAGAGGAACGUGCCAUGAAGCAGAGGAAACGGCAACGGAAUCUACAGCGGCGGCGUGAUGCUAAGCUCGCGAAGAAGUAUAAAAGGUUGGUUAAAAAGGGUCACAUUCUACCGCAACUACCGAAGGAGUAA
Echinococcus granulosus is the source of this 750-nucleotide messenger RNA. RefSeq names its product Surfeit locus protein 6. Lineage: Eukaryota; Metazoa; Platyhelminthes; Cestoda; Cyclophyllidea; Taeniidae. Gene Ontology annotation, molecular function: DNA binding; RNA binding. Gene Ontology annotation, cellular component: nucleolus. Bases 1 to 750 code for a protein of 249 amino acids. The record is from RefSeq and is a predicted model, not a curated record. Gene Ontology annotation, biological process: ribosomal large subunit biogenesis; ribosomal small subunit biogenesis. The transcript is spliced from 3 exons.